UAAUGGGUUGCACUUAGAUGACAAAUGUUACAAUAAAGAAUCCAAGAAUGAAGAAUUUUUUUGAUUAGUGUCAGUAUUAUGGAUUUAGUAAAUCAUAAGUAAAAAAAUAAAGAAUUUAAGGUAGUAAAAAUAACAGAAUAUGAAUUUCAUUAUUGUAGAGGUAAUAAGAAUUGGAAAUCAAAUUAUUCAAAAUCUAUUUUUAAUGAAUAGAAUCCAGUAUUAUUAUCUCCUUGUUUACCUGAUAAUUUUGAUAAUUUGAUUUUUGGAUUGAGUAAUUUCAAAUAAUUAUACUAAGAGGAAUUUAGGGAUUUUCCUUAAAAUUUAGGGUAAUUACAAAUUAUAAACUAUUGUAGAAUGUUAUUAAGUUUAGGUAAUUAAUUUCCAAGUUUUAAAGCUGAAAAAUUAGGAACGAAUCAAAUUACUACUUAUUAAAUUCAAUAGAAUGUAGUAACAAUAUUUGUGUUUUGGAAAUUGGAGGAAGAAAUAAAAAUAGGAAAAAUGUCAUUAGUUAGAACUAGAAACAUUAGUAAUCGUUUUAGAGAUGAUGAUGAAUCUUAAACUUAUUUAGAAAAUGCAUAUAUAAGAGCAAAGAAAUCAAUUAAGAGACCACUUAAUUUAGUAGGAAUUUGUUUAGAUAAUAAAGAGAAGAAAGGUUUGUAUGAAUAAGUAAUAUCUAAUGAGGAUACUCAUAUUUGGAUAAAUGAGAAUGAUUAAUCAGCUUAAGUGUUUAAAUUUGCAGAAGAUCCAAAUUAUUAAAUAAGAUAAUUAGAAUAGUCAAUUUAUAUAGUAAAUUCAAAGGGAUAGUUUGUAGGAUGUUUGAAAGAGAAUUUUGGAGAUCAUUCAUUUAUCCAUGAAAUAAAUGAUUUAAUUGAUGGAGAGAUUAAAUCAUAAGAUAUAAAUUAAAUGUUGAAUAUUAAAUAAAAAAUAAGAAAGGAUGAUUAUUAGAAAGUUAAGUAAUUAAUAUUAGAAGAAUUGCCAAAUAAAAAUAAAUUACCGAUUGGAGAUACAUUUAGUAUAUCAAUAAAAAAACAUACAUUUUUUAGAGAUUAUACUAAAAUUGGAGCAACUUAUUAUAAUCCUAUAUUUAAAGCUGCUGGAUCUAAGAAAUAUUAAUAGAAUUGUGAUGAUCUAAUAUAAUUUGUGAAAGAAUUUACUCCAAUAGCACAUAUGGAUACAGAUUUUAAAUAACAUCAUUCUGUUAACAAAAAACAAUUUUUUGAGAAGUUAAGUAGAAAAUUAAUGUAUAUUAAUAAUAUUUAUAUAGAAAUAUAGGUUAUGAGGAUAUAAGAUUCAUUUUAGAGAAGAGUAUAGAAAUAUAUUAUGAUGAAAAUUCAAAACGUUUAGAAAUGAGUAAAGAAAUAACAUCAAUUCAUAAUGCUCCAUAAUCUAUAAGUUGUGUAUAUUCAAGAAAAGAAGCACUUUAAAAAUUAGGCAAAUAGAUAUUUGCAUAAUCAGAGAAUUACACACAUAAAGAAUUAGAAUUACUUAAAGGUUUCUUUGGUAAUCCGUAUGCUCUUAAGUAUGAAUUAAUAAUAAUAUUAUAGAACUUCUUUUAAUGUUGGUACUCUCUUUUCACCUAUUCCAAAUGCAUAUAAAAUGUAACAUAAUGAUUUUUCUGGAAACAGUUAAAUUAUGCAAUCCAUAAUUAGAACAACAAAUAAAGGCAUAUUUGAUAGUAAAUUAGUAUAAUCUGUUAAUUAAUCUAUUGAUGAUUAGAAUUAACAUUUUGGAAUAACUGAAUAAAUUAAAAGCAAUUAAAGUCAUAUUGAACUUAGUGAAGGUUGGGAUGGUGAUAAUAAAGUUGAUUUGAAUUAUGAUUAGAUUCAUUCAAUUCAUUAAUUAAAUAAUGAAGUACUCAUUAUUUUUUUGAUUGAUUAUACUUUAGAUAAACAUAUUGAACUAUUACAUUAAUUGUUAGAUUUUAUUAAACGUAAAUAAUGGACUAGUUCAAAUGUAAGAGUUAUUGGAUUAGAAAAAAAGAGAUCUGAGGAAUAAUUUUAAAGAUAAAUGAAUAAAUUAGAAGAUGAAAUGAAAAGAGGUAUUUUCGAAGCUUGGUUUCCACUUGAAUAAACAUUUUUAGGAAUUAAUUUUUAUUAAAUCUUAUCUGAUUUAUAUGGAUUAGAUUCUAUCUCUCCUAUUUUAGUUAUUGAUCAUUUAGGUAGAUUACUUUAUUAAGGUUAACCUGAUUCUAAAUUUGCUCCUUUAUUAACUAAAAUUAUUAAUCAAGAAUCUAUAAAAACAAGUAAAAAUAAAAAAUAUAUAAUAAUUAGUUCAUCCUGUAGAUAGACCAUUAAAACAUAGAAUUGAUUUAGCCUAAUUUAGUAGAGAAUGGAAAAUUAUUAAAUAAUAUGGAAAUGAGACUAUUUACUUUAGUCCAACUGUUUAAUAAACUUUAAAAUACUUAGAGAAAAUGCCUUUAAAGAAAACAGAACUAUGGAAAGUUUAAGUAAAGUAAUUUCAAUUAUGGAAUGAAAAUGGAGAUUUUGUUAGAAAAUGUUUUGAAAAACCUAAAAUCAUUUAUAAAUUUGAAAGACCUGAAUUAACUGUCAAAUUUUAUAAUGUUGUUGAAGAAAUAUAAAGAUUAGUAGGUAAGGAUAGAGUAGAAAUAAUUGAUUUAAAUGCUGAAAUUAGUAAAGAAAAAAAUAAUUUAUAAGGUGAAUAAUUAAUUAAAUGA
Messenger RNA from Paramecium sonneborni, 2674 nucleotides. Lineage: Eukaryota; Ciliophora; Oligohymenophorea; Peniculida; Parameciidae. The record is from the annotation of a GenBank genome assembly.